Cladophialophora bantiana CBS 173.52 is the source of this 1077-nucleotide messenger RNA. RefSeq lists its product as uncharacterized. NCBI's taxonomy places the organism in Eukaryota, Fungi, Ascomycota, Eurotiomycetes, Chaetothyriales, Herpotrichiellaceae. The transcript has a single exon. The record is from RefSeq and is a predicted model, not a curated record. The coding region runs from base 1 to 1077 and encodes 358 amino acids.
AUGUCCCAGCAGCCCCGUCAAGUCCCCACGCACUCGUCAUCGCUGUCGAAACCUUCAUCGCGGCGAACCACAAGCGGUGGUGGUGGUGUUGGCAGCAGCGGCGGUCCUCCUCUGUCUCAACCGCAACAGCAGUCCACGGCGACACGGAGCCUCCUGCCCUCUCCGCACUUUGAAGACGACCCUAUCGUCGCAUCUCAUCAGCAGGCUAAACUCAGACGCAGACCAAGCCUCACCCUCAACAACCCAGAGUACUCGGAGCACGCAGUUGCGGAGUCGGAGAACUACAGCCACGGUCUUGUGUCUGCCCAUCCAGGAGAGCUGCCGAUCCCGUCCUUCCAGCCCUUCUUCACCUUGAUCGAAGACAGUGUCACGAACGAGCACUAUCAUCCCACGGUCCACUACAUCUUUGCAGACGACGAUGCGGACAUCAUUACCGAGGCCGCGCUGAGGAGUCUAGAGGCGUUAGAUCCCACCCAGCGAGGGGAUCAGACUGGUGCUACAGCAGGAAGACAGGGGCGGCCACUUUCACAUACGCACACACAAGCACCUCGCAGUUCUCAGGACCAGAGCCUUCAUCGUCAGGAUGACAGUAUCAAUGCACCCCGCCUUCCUCUUUCCACGGCCGAUAUGCGCGAGCACUACAUAAUCCUCGACGUGCAUCCGCAGCCUCGCACCCAAAACCAAGACGAUAACACCCCUGCCGGUGCUGCUUCUUCAGGCGGUGCCCCCCCAGGCUAUAACUACGAGGUGACAUCCGCCCACAGUCUCAGCGCAGAAUGGCAAGUCUUGCGGACCAGCAUUUCGACCGCGCCGACCAUUGGAGAUGGACCGAGCGAGGAGGGGGAAGGGCUGAUGUUGAGGAUCGAGGGGAGAGGAAACACUCCCGGCGACCUUGCGGCGGGCAAGGAGAAAGAGAAGACGAUGGGAGACGCCGACAGAGAAAGGGAGAGGGAAAGGGAGAGCCUGGAGGAGAUGAUUGAUCGGUUUCAGCGACGCCUGGAUGAUAUUAGGAUGGUCAUCGAGGCGGGUGGGAUCAGUGCGCCUGUGGGUACUGCUGCGCUGGGCGGGGAGGAAUGA